AUGUCUUCUAUCAUAGAAACUCGUCAGAGCCUCGUCGGCACUUGGAGCCUAGUUGAAUACAAAGCUACCCAUAUCGACACCGGUCACAUUACCUAUCCUAUGGGCCCAAAUGCCCAGGGGUUUCUGAUGUACAGCGCAGACGGUUUUAUGUCUGCGCACCUCAUGCGACCAGGAGCCACUGCUUUCUCCGACAAGGACAGAAUUAAAGGUACGCAGGAGGAGCAGUCUCAGGCGAUGUCGCAUUAUCUAGCAUAUUGUGGCCCUUAUGAUCUAGAGGAAGCAAACGGAGGAAUUACAGUCAAGCAUGACUUGAAGGUUUCCUCUUUUCCCAGCUGGCUUGGAACGGAGAAGCGCCGCCUGGUUACAUUGAAUGGCAACAAUCUCGAGCUGAAUACUGCUGAUGCGUAUAUCGUUGAUGUGAGCCUUAUCUCAAAAUUCCCAUAG
Molecule: messenger RNA, 444 nt
Organism: Penicillium expansum
Lineage: Eukaryota; Fungi; Ascomycota; Eurotiomycetes; Eurotiales; Aspergillaceae
Product: lipocalin-like domain-containing protein
Exons: 1
Coding region: 1-444 (147 amino acids)
Source: RefSeq, a predicted model, not a curated record